GCAGCGGACGCGGGGAGGAGAAGAGGAUGGUCGGGGAUGCGGCGGUCCUCCUGCUGCUGUCCCACUGCUUGUCCCGCGUCCUGUCACAGAUCCCGGACCCUGAGCUUUUACCCACAGACCCCCCAAAGAAGCCGGACCCCGUCACAUCGGAAACCGUCGUGUUUUGGGGGCUGCGCUUAUGGCAGGUCAUCGGCAUCUUCGCCGUCUUUGUUUUAGCGAUUGUGAUCACCCUGUGUUGCAUUUUCAAAUGUCGAAUCCCGAGGACCAAAAAGGAAAUCGAAGCGCGUCACGCGCAGCGACAGGCCGCCAAGAAAUAUGCCAACACGUUGGAGACGGUGCCACCUCUAAACGAGCUGACGGAGGUGCCGGGAUCCGCUCCCGACGAAUCCGCCGUCCAGACGCUUUCUGAGCAGGUCCAAAGCGAGAGCCGUGGCGGCAGUCAGCUCUCCCUGGUCGGCCUCGCGGAGGAGCCGCCCAGCUCGCUCGCGUUGCCGGAGACGCCGUGAUCUUCCUCUUAUUCUUUCUUUUUCUUUUGACAAAACCUCUCAGUUUGUACUCACGCGCUCUGGCCAUGUAUGGGAAAACUGCUUCCUAAGCAAUUCUCUUUUAUUUUACACCUUUAAAUGCAACAUUUAAACACAUUGUUUUUUUGCCAAUAUGUUAGCCUAACAUGCUUGACUCACUCUAAUGCCACUUCAGUGUACCCUUAUGAAGCGUUUAUAGAUGGCUUAUAAAUAGGUUAUAAAGACCUAAAGGCUUUCUUCGGGCUCGCAUACAAUUAGUAUAACCAAUUCUAUCUUUUGUUAACGGCCCAUUUCCCAAAACGUGUCUGCGAGUGAAUGUUGCAUAAUACUACUAUGUUGUUUGCAGCAGGAGCAACCACAUUUUGACACGCCUGUGUAUACCGCCGCAUGCGCCACAUGCGCAGAUCCAUGCCACUAAUCGAAAGCUGUAAUUCACUGAUUUGGUGAUGAAGCGCUGCCUCUCCGAGAAAAAAUACAAUCCAUAUUUAUAUGUCUUCGUGGGGACUCUUCAGAGUGGUUCCAGGUGGUUUGAGAACGAGUGGCCGCUAGCCCGGUCGCAGCUUCCUAGCUCCACCCCCGGUCGUCUUGAUCGUGAAAGCCCAUUGGUCCAGUAGAACAGGGGCAGGCCCUUUAAUGUCAAAUACAAAAUUUUGGCCACAGAGAAUUACUGUUGAAAAUAAUGUAACAAAUACAUAAAUAAAUACAAGUAUUUUUCAUGCAUUUUUCAUAACAUAUUUGUAUAUCUUUGCAAUAUUAUCAUAUUAUGUCUUUGGUGAUUGACUUGGAGUAGUCACAGCGCGGUAUCCGUUUUAGCUCGUUAGCAAAUAUAGUUGCUUGCCAAAUAGAAUUAUUCGUGACUGCUUGCCAAAUAGUGAGCCCACCAUUGGCUCAGUUGCCACUGUUCACUGUGGACAACGUCCAAGUAGUUGUCCUUGCAAUAUAGUGUGCAUGAAGCUUUACAAAGUUUUUUGUUGUUGUUUGUUUGUUUGUUUGUUUUUUAUUAUGUUGUGCGUACACACUUGUAGCAACUCCAAGCACGCAUUUAGCCGAUGUUUACAUAACAAAGAGAAUGUGAGCGCACAAAAGUGCAACGCAACGUUAAGGCGAUGCGUGCACAUGGAUGACGCAUGUUUGUGUACUCAUAAAUAAAUCCCGUUAUUAACACUCUCCUCUUGUGCUGUCCGAUCAAUAAUGCCUUUUCACACACAAUUGUUGCCGUGUUUGUGUGUGUGCGCGCGUGCACAGUGUGCUG
Molecule: messenger RNA, 1776 nt
Organism: Phycodurus eques (leafy seadragon)
Lineage: Eukaryota; Metazoa; Chordata; Actinopteri; Syngnathiformes; Syngnathidae
Gene: tmie
Product: transmembrane inner ear
Exons: 4
Coding region: 27-506 (159 amino acids)
Biological process (GO): iron ion transport; intracellular iron ion homeostasis
Molecular function (GO): ferric iron binding
Source: RefSeq, a predicted model, not a curated record